UCCCCAUCCCCGAGGAGUGCCCCCUGGGCCCCACGAACCCCUACGGAAACACCAAGUUCGUUGUUGAGACGGCCAUCACGGACUUCAUCAACGCGCAGCGCAACAACCUCACCAAGGCCGGAAAGGCUGAUGAGGCCGAGAAGUGGAACGGAGCCCUGCUGCGUUACUUCAACCCUGCGGGCGCCCACCCCAGCGGCAUCAUGGGUGAAGACCCUCAGGGUGUUCCCUACAACCUGCUGCCCCUUCUGGCUCAGGUCGCGACCGGAAAGAGGGAGAAGCUCCUUGUUUUCGGCGAUGGUGAGUUUGGUUUUCCUCUCUGGCGUUACGCAAUCUCAGGCUAACCUGAACGUCUAG
Messenger RNA from Rasamsonia emersonii CBS 393.64, 354 nucleotides. RefSeq lists its product as uncharacterized. Lineage: Eukaryota; Fungi; Ascomycota; Eurotiomycetes; Eurotiales; Trichocomaceae. The annotation marks the transcript as partial. The record is from RefSeq and is a predicted model, not a curated record. The transcript has a single exon.